AUGUUACUUACCGUACUCGGAGUUAUUGCUCUCUUCCUGAGAGAAAGAAACACCAACAACACUGAAGAAGAGGGCCAGAAAGAUGUACCACCUGUGAGGAACAGUGACGGUCGAGAAAUUGAUGACUGUGAAGAACCAUCACUGGAGGAGCCUGUCAGUGUUCACAGUGAAGAACCAUCACUGGAGGAGCCUGUCAGUGUUCACAGUGAAGAACCAUCACCAGAGGAGCCUGUCAGUGUUCACAGUGAAGAACCAUCACUGGAGGAGCCUGUCAGUGUUCACAGUGAAGAACCAUCACUAGUAGAGCCUGUCAGUAUUCACAGUGAAGAACCAUCACUGGAGGAGCCUGUCAGUGUUCACAGUGAGGAACCAUCACUGGAGGAGCCUGUCAGUGUUCACAGUGAGGAACCAUCACUGGAGGAGCCUGUCAGUGUUCACAGUGAGGAACCAUCACCGGAGGAGCCUGUCAGUGUUCACAGUGAAGAACCAUCACCGGAGGAGCCUGUCAGUGUUCACAGUGAGGAACCAUCACUAGUAGAGCCUGUCAGUGUUCACAGUGAGGAACCAUCACUAGUAGAGCCUGUCAGUGUUCACAGUGAGGAACCAUCACUGGAGGAGCCUGUCAGUGUUCACAGUGAGGAACCAUCACUAGUAGAGUCUUCAAGCUUCUUAACUGCUGAGUCUGGCUGUGGAGAUGAUGAACCUUUAUAUGUUGUCUCUGCUGAACCUGAGAUAUUGAUGAAGGACAAAGAGACACAAAUCAUUGAGAUCAAUUCCCACUGCUAUGAAAUUGAAGCUCAGCUGGGUGAAGGAGGCUGUGGAGCAGUUUUCGCAGGGACCCGUAUAGAAGAUGGUCUUCAGGUGGCAGUAAAAGUGUCUGAUUUCGAGAAGGAGAAGCGAUUCAUCAGUGUCGAUGGGUUUGAAAAUCCACUUCCACUGGAGAUUGCUCUGCACUUUCUUGCCAAUAAAGGCCCCAAGAUUAAGGAAAUCAUCGAGCUUCUGGACUGGAAGGUGGAUGCUGAUAACUACUUUAUGGUGCUAGAGCAGCCCAUACCCUGCAUCAGCUUGUAUGCUUUCCUUAUCGACUGCAAAGGCAUUGUUCCAGAGGACAAGUUACGAAAGAUCAUGUUCCAGACAACAAUUGCAGCCCAAACAUGCUGCCAGCGUGGAGUUCUUCAUCGUGAUAUCAAGCUGGAGAACUUGCUGAUUAACCCGGACACCCUUGAGGUCAAACUGAUUGACUUCGGGUGCGGCGACCUCCUUACUGAGGACAGUUACCAAUCCAUUAGAGGCACCAGAGAGUACUUCCCUCCCGAGUUUGCAUCAACUGGAAGAUACCACGGGGAACCAGCGACAGUCUGGUCACUUGGAGUUGUUCUGUUUUUGCUAGUUUUCUACAGAUAUCCAGAACAAAGUGACUUGCCCAGAAUGAACGACAGAAGGUUGAGGAUUAAAGGCUUGUCAAGAGACGGCUGCGAUUUCUUCCACGGCUGUCUGCAGUUCGACUACAAGGAUCGGCUUGAACUGCAAAACCUCAGUUCCCAUAAGUGGUUUAGGGUAUUGAAUACAUUUUGA
Messenger RNA from Danio aesculapii, 1575 nucleotides. RefSeq lists its product as uncharacterized. NCBI's taxonomy places the organism in Eukaryota, Metazoa, Chordata, Actinopteri, Cypriniformes, Danionidae. The transcript has 7 exons. The record is from RefSeq and is a predicted model, not a curated record. The coding region runs from base 1 to 1575 and encodes 524 amino acids. Gene Ontology annotation, biological process: regulation of mitotic cell cycle; negative regulation of apoptotic process; protein autophosphorylation. Gene Ontology annotation, molecular function: ATP binding; protein serine/threonine kinase activity. Gene Ontology annotation, cellular component: cytoplasm.